AUGUCGUCACCUGAAACGGAGGGUGAUUCUGCCGAAGUGCUCUGGCACCAGCUGCCUCAUGGCCAGACUCCCUUACAGACACCUACUGGCUGGCCGUCGAACCAGGACGAGCCUGUUGACCGCGAAGAUGUGCUCCUGAUCAGGCAUUACCGCGAGGUGGUGGGCCACAUCAUGAUGCCAGUUAUCGAUCCACCACGCAACCCAUGGCUCCAAAUAUAUUUGCCUUUGGCCCUUACACAAUCACCUGAUCGCACUACUCUCGCUUUACGUCACGCCAUCCUUGCCGUCUCAGCUCUACACCGAGCCCAACUCGGUGGUUCGGAGCGACAAAGUCUGCUAGUGAAGGGUGUGGUCUAUGCGCUCGAUGCCGCACAGUUGGUGGGUGAUUGCUUGAGUGAUAGUGAUGUCGAAUACUCAGAGGCCCAGAAACAUGCCUUACUGGCCUGCACAUUGUCAUUAGUCUCGAGCAACAGCUUCGCAUCUGAUAGCAAGAGCUACCAAGAGCAUCUCAGUCUUGCACACAGCGUGUUCACUAUGACCGGGUCGAGUUGUUUCUGGAGGUCAAACCUUCGGUCCAGCGUGCUUUAUCAGAUAUACCGGUUUUACGAGCUCUUGGAAACAACUACUCAAGGAGCAUUAGCCAGUGGACCUGAGUAUAAUGAGUGCAGGACGAUCAAGUCCAUUUCACCAGACGAGGACAGUGAUAAUAUCUCAUGUUUCUCCACAUCCUCGAUGGGAUUCCAACAUCCUGAGGGAAUCGUCAUGCCGGCCCAUUAUGUUCUAGAUACCUGUUUCGGCAUCAGCCUGCGGACGAUAUCAUUGCUCUAUCGAACCGUUCGUGCCGACCGACAGAUUGCUAAAUGGGAUCCGCGCGUCAGCAUCGAGGGACGCCUAGUUCAAGAAUUCGAACAUGUUAGAGCAGAGCUUUACGAUAUCACACUUGAUCCUAAGGCACUAUCAAGGAGCGCGUUAAAUGAUGAGAUAAACUUCUACGUACCUGAUUCUAAACUGGAACUGCUCUGGUCAUUCGGAGAAGAUGCGGUCAUCCCUACAGCCGUUCGGGAUGAGCUGCUUGAAAGCCACCAAUGGGCCUUUCAUAACGCCGUCAUUUUAUUCUUCGGGCGUUGCUUUGACUCGCCACAGUUUAGGCGCUCUGAAACGGACUAUCCAGACAAAGGCAGGCCGAGAUGGGCGAAUUUGGAAACUCCCUUUCAAGAUUAUCAGAAAUUUGUCGCUUUGACAUUCGACUCCCUCGAGACUAUUCAGUGCCUCACUCGGGGCCGCUCAAUCAGGCCUGCCAUUACAUUAUGGCCUGCCCUCGUUGCCGCUUGUGAGGCCGUAGAUGUCGAGCUGCGACACAGGUGUCUCCAGUGGUUUCAAAAUGCGUCAGGAAAGGGGAUCGCCAACUUGUCUCGGGCAAGGGCUCUGGUCCUAGAGGUAUGGAAGCGAACGGACCGCCACCUUGACGCAGACGGGAGACUCCCUCCCUCAAGCCGUGGGCUAGGGUUUGUUGACUGGCGCGACGUCAUGGGCGAGCUGCCAACCCCCAUUAUGCUGACAUAG
Messenger RNA from Penicillium concentricum, 1563 nucleotides. Its product is annotated as fungal specific transcription factor domain-containing protein. Gene Ontology annotation, biological process: positive regulation of transcription by RNA polymerase II. Gene Ontology annotation, molecular function: DNA-binding transcription factor activity; transcription cis-regulatory region binding. Gene Ontology annotation, cellular component: nucleus. The record is from RefSeq and is a predicted model, not a curated record. The coding region runs from base 1 to 1563 and encodes 520 amino acids. Lineage: Eukaryota; Fungi; Ascomycota; Eurotiomycetes; Eurotiales; Aspergillaceae. The transcript has a single exon.